UGACGCACACGCGCGCGUUAAAAUAUCCGGUCCGCUUACAAAUCUGCGAUCCAAAUCUAGCAGCAAACGGAUUCUUGAGUAGCAGACUGCGUUUGGCUCUACCAAGCUGUAUACGAGCUCCUCCACGCGUUUCCGGUAUAUUGUGGGUGUAACUGAAUUACUGAAUCAUCAACCCCAUUCGUUUUUGUGCAUGUGUACCGUCCGCAAACAACUGGAAUAUUGUGCUGAGCUUUACUGAGGGAGUCGUGGAAUAUACAGACAAAUUGUGAUUGAAGGAAUUAUAAAUCUAGGAAUACCACAAUGGCCAGUCGAAUGAGGAAAUUAUUUCAUCGGCAGAAUGCUGGUGCUAUUGAAGAACGGCGUAAAAUGCGAAAGGAACUCUUUGCAUUCAACAAGACUGUUGAGCAUGGCUUCCCCAACAAACCAACUGCCCUUGCCUACGAUCCGAAGCUGAAUAUCUUUGCCAUUGGAACGUCAAACGGAGUCAUCAAAAUAUAUGGAGCCCCUGGUGUGGAGUUCAUGGGUAUCCACUCUGGAGACUUCUCUGUCUCCAAGCUCUUCUUCUUGCCAGCUCAGGGACGCAUCAUCAGCUUGCUGGAUGACAACAGUCUUCACUUGUGGGAGAUCAACCUGAAAGAUGGAGGAUCCACCAUGGAGGAGGUCAAAAACUUCAUGAUCGAGGGACGCUUGAAGAAGAUCUCCGUCUGUUGCCUGUCGUCGGACGCCUCCCGUCUCUACCUGGGCACAGAGGGCGGUAACAUCUAUCUCCUGGACGUAGAGUCCUUUGACCUUGAAGACCACAUCGUAUACCAAGAUGUCGUCAUGCAGAAGUUAAAUGAUUCUCCAUCUUCCAGUGUACCUGAUGACUUCAAGGUUAACCCUGGUGCAGUGGAGGCCAUCGCCCAACAUCCUAGUGACAAGGACAGGCUCUUGAUCGGUUACAAUCGAGGACUCAUGAUCAUCUGGCGCCAGAGUGAGCUGAUGCUUGAAGCUUCGUUCGUUGGUCAUCAGAUCGAGUCCCUCUGCUGGCAUCGGGAUGGAACCCACUUCACCAGCUCUCACAACGACGGCAGCUACCAGGUGUGGAAGGUCUCAGGAGCAUCCUCACCGGCCAAGGAACCUCUGGUGCCAUACGGACCAUUCCCUUGCAAAGCCAUUCCAAAGAUCCUCUACUUGACGACCAAAAGUGAGCCGUUCACCAUCUUCUCCGGUGGUAUGCCAAGAGCCAGCUAUGGUGACCGCCAUGUCGUCACAGUGAUACAGGACAAGACACAGCACGUCGUCUUUGACUUCACAUCCAAGGUCAUUGACUUCUUCACCAUGUCAAAUGUGAACGAUGAAGACGAAUUUGAUGAGCCACACAGUCUGGUUGUCCUGGUAGAGGAAGAGAUUGUUUUCAUUGAUCUCCAGACCAAGGGAUGGCCGACUUUCCAGCUGCCUUACCUGUCCUCCCUGCAUGCCUCGGCCAUCACCUCCUCCAACUACAUCUGCAACGUUCCAUCUCAGCUCUGGGAGAAGAUCCAGGAGGUUGGAGAACAUCAGCAACAGAACGUAAUGUCAACAAGGGAUUUCCCUGUAAUCGGUGGCAAGAACCUGGUGGAGCCACCCGCCUACCACGACCUCCUCCUGACCGGUCACGAGGACGGUUCUAUCCGCUUCUGGGAUGCCUCUGCCUCUGCCAUGAAGUACCUCUACCAGGUCAAUGUGGCUCAGCUCUUCACCGCCGAAGGAGGGGAGCAGAACGGUUCUCCAGGAGUCGUCGAGGCUGAGGAAGAAUGGCCGCCAUUCCGUAAGGUGGGUAACUUUGACCCUUUCAGCGAUGACCCUCGUUUCGGUGUCCAGAAGGUGGUGCUCUGCCCCCAGAGCGGCACGUUGGUGGCCGGAGGAACCGCUGGCCAGGUGGUGGUCAUGAAGAUGGGCGAGGACGAGGAGGAGAAGAAGACUAUAGAGGUUGUCCAAGCCAAGAUCGUUGUCGACGACAAGUUCGUAUGGAAGGGUCAUGAGGCCCUGCCUGUCCGAGAGGAGCCCUUCAAAUUCCCUCGGGGUUUCCAAGUGGAGCUCGUGGCCCAGGCCCACCCUCCGGCAGCCAUCACAGCUCUGGCCUUCCAGUCAACCUGGGGCAUUAUAGCCUUCGGAACCAGCCACGGUUUCUCCCUCAUUGACACCACGCUCAAGCGCCUUAUCGUUUCCCACUGUACCCUUAACCCCCAUGACCUCUCGGUGACCGGGGAGCACAUGUCACGGCGGAUGUCGCUGACCAAGUCACUGAGGGCGUCGCUGCGUCGUGUCAGGCAGAAGAGGGGGACGACCAAGCCGCGCAAACAGAGGGAGAGGCGAUCUAACGAUACCGGUGGGAAAGUGAUUGAGGGUAGCGAUAAUACACCUACAACACCGGAGAAGGAGAGCAGAGGGAGAGGAUUUGAUGAUGCCGAUCUGGUUCCCAUUGAGAGGAAGAUUGAGGCUCGAUCAGAAGACCCUAAAGUCAGUAUGGUCCGCUAUGUCUACUUCGCUAACACGUUUGUUAGGGACGCUCACACAGCUACACCGUCGCUGUGGGUUGGUACAAACGCCGGUGUCAUCUACAUCUACUCGCUGGGUGUACCUACAGGAGAGAACAGACUACAGGGCAAUGUGGUGGCAGAAAUCAGCAAGGAGAUUAAGUUGAAACAUGGUGCCCCUAUCAACUCUAUGGUUGUAGUAGACAGUGACAACAACCCCCUACCAGACCCCAUAGAGGUUCAGCACGAGUGUGCCAAGCCUCCCAACAUGAGCGGACACAACCUCAUCGUAUGCUCUGAAGAACAGUUCAAGGUCUUUGCUCUACCAAGCCUGAAGCCCAGAUACAAGACCAAGCUGACGGCCAUGGAUGGAUCCAAAGUACGCAAGGUGGCCUUCAUCAACUAUCGCAGUAGGAAUAACGAUUCAUAUUCCGAGAAUCACAUCAGCUGCCUGACCAACCAAGGAGAGUUGGGUAUCUACAGCAUCCCUCAUCUCAAGAGGCAAGAUCACUACCAGGCGCUCAGGAGGGAGAACGUCACCGGGAUCGCAUCGCUUCUCUUCACCCCAAGGGGCGAAGGCAUGUACCUCCUGUCACCAUCCGAAUUUGAAAGGUUUACCAUGUCAGCGAGCACGGUAACCGAGCCCCUGUGCAUGCUUGAGCUAGCAGAGGGCAUGCGCCCCGUACCCCCAGAACCUGAGGUGGAGCCGGAGCCUGAGCCAGCAGCUGAAGCAACGGAGGAAGGAGCCGGCGGUGAUGCUGAUGCUGCUGCUGCUGCUGCUGGAGCUGAGGUUGCCCAAGAGGCCAAGCCUGAUGCAGAGGAACAAGAGCCUGGAGAGAAGGAUGCCAUGCUACCCUCAGAAGACCCUCCAGCAGCUACUCUUCAGAACGGCCCUAGCGAGGAGGCCGAAGCGGAGGCGCCCACGGCAGGAGGGGAUGCCGAGACGGCCGCGGCCAUACAGCAGGAAGUGGAUAAUCAGACCGCCGACGAACUAGUAAAUGAAGUGGAUGAAUUGCUUGCCAAGACAGGAAUCAACAUCAGCAUCGAGGGCGAGACAGACGACAACCCUGACAUCACCAUCGACGAGGUCAAGGAAUACGACAAUAAACCAAAAGAGGAGAUUGUGAAUGGGACUGCAGCCGAUCCUGAUGAAGGUGUCGUGAAUAAAGAGCCUGCACCCGCUGUAAACGGAGAAACUGAGACUAAUGAAGUGAACGGGGAGCCGCAGCUUGAGAAAUUACAAAUUGAGGAGUAACUUACAUGAACGGGAGCCAGUGGGACUGAAGAACAGAUCCCACAUCGUACUUCCCAAUGGUGAUCGCGAAGCAAGGCAGAGAGCGCAUGGAUUGUGUGUUAAUCCAGAAACAGCGUGGGAGCUUUCUACGAAACUUCUAUCAAAACUUGUUAUCGUGCUAGAUUUUCUGUGUCUUGCUUGCUCUUCCUCUUUUAAGAAAAAAAGUAAUGAAUUUUGCUUCAAUAUUAAAUUCCAAUUAAAUAGAUUAGUAGAGUAGGCUAACGCAAGGACUUGACUUCAUAUUAAAUAACUCUGCGUUGAUGUUGCAAAGAGUCGUGUCAAUCUAAAAAAAAUACAUGCGUUUUGAGAGUGAAUGCGUAGAGAUGUUGUGAAGAAUUGUAAACUGCAACUGAAGGCAUCAUUUUUUUCUUUCUGCCCAUGAUUUUUCAAUUAUUGAUGUGAUAAUUUUGAUUUAUUGAUAAUAUGCCAUUGCUGAUGGACCAAUUUGAAUUUUUGGAGUGCAUUUCUUUGGAACAAGUCAAUAAUGUUUUUGGAUAACAGUACAAAUACAUUCUGUACUUUUUUUAAUACCGUAUGAAUAGAGCUACAAGUGAUAAAACUGGACGAAUUGGGGUGUGGUUGUGAAUGAAUUUGUCAGACUGCUUAUUGGAAUUGUUGUGUGGGAUGUUUUUUUUAAGAAUAAGGUUAAUUCAAAUAGAAUUUUCACAGUGAUUAAGAUGAAAUUUAAAUGUGAAAGUCUGAUAUAGACUUAGAAAUUCCAGACAGGUAUUUGUUGAAGGACCAAUUUCUGUGGGUUUCCGUUCGAAAGAGAUUCUGAAGACUAGCAAAGAUAAACAUUGUCAUGCAUUUGUCAGCAAUUUCUGGCUCUUAAAAAUAUUGCAAGGUUAAUCAUGAUUAUGAAAGAACAUGCUUUACAUAUCAGCAAAAGAAAACUAGGCAGUGUCUCCAUUUUUCAAGGUGUUAUCUUUUUCUGCUUGUGUGGUGAUUUUAAAAGGAUUUAUCAUGCCAAUUGCGAUGAUUUUACUUUUGCUAGUAUAUGAAACAGUCAAAUUGUCAGUAAAAUCAUACAAAAUAGCAUUCCAUUUCAAAUGAAUUCUCAACAUUUUGUAUUUUUCCUAUUCUUGUGUCUAGACAAGUUACCAAUAUUCUUUGUGUUCAAUAUCAAACAGAAAUGAAUCUAAUUGUUGUCUUCAAAUUCAGGUUAUUAGCUGCAACUUUUUCUGAUGGCGCUAUAGAGUUAACUCAAAUUGAAUGGUGUUUUUCAAUUAACUUGGUGCCCUAUUUUGAUGUAUCUAAUGUAUAGUAUGGAUUGUAAAAUGACUGCCUUUUGACAAGGGAUAUAGCCCAACUUGUUGCCUCUUUUGUUGUAUGUUUAUAUAAACCUGUAGUUUUUAUUAUAUUUGUUGAAGAUCUUUUAAAAGAUAUAUAAUCAACAAACAAUACCUAAUUAUUUCUUCUAUUAAUAACUAUACGCUCUCUAUCACGUCGAUUGCCAUUUUGUAAAGAAUCAACACAUGUUUUGUUUUUUAGAUGCAAAUCAUGGAUUACUGUAAUGACAGCUCUGUUUGAGCUACCAGUAAGAAUAAAUGACAAAUUAACUUUUAAGAGUUGAAGGUUAACUACUCUCAUACCUAUCUGUACAUGAUAUAAUCGACCCAUAUAUCAGAUGUUUGGAUGUCUAACCAUGAAUUUUCUAUAAAAUUGUCAGUACUUACAUUGUAGAUGGUUGUAACAUGCCUGCGGGUUAAACUGUAGUACCUGUUAAGAAGUACUUGAAUUUGUAGUACUAGUUUUGUUUGUAACUUGGGUUUGUUUUGGAGCUGGUAGCAUUGUCCAAAGAACAGUAGUUAAGCAGCGUAGACCAUUCCUUAAAGUAUAUAUCUUGACAAAUCUUUUGGUUUCCGAUUCUUUGCGAGCAUUGUGACGUCAAAAGAGUGUUAAGGAGUGUGUGGGGUUUUUUCUCCUCGAUAUGUGCAUGCGUGAGUUUGAUGUGAUGAAAGCAGUGUUUUGUAUCAAAAAGAAGGCAGUCAAUAUAGUGAAAAAGUACUCAUUGGUAACAGAUGGAAUUCCCAACAUAACUUGUCUGUAUGUUGAUGUGUAAAGCCUUAAAAGGAAAGAUUUCUUGGUGUUGUUUAGAUUAUCGUAGAUGUGUUUGUUUUUGAGACUGAUUUCAAUGGAUCUUUCCAACCUUUUUUUCUGAUCAAACUGCGUCUUCUUUUUCUACUCCGCCUGUGCCAUUACAGUGACGUGCGGGCAGACGAAGCACGUUUUUGAAUGUCAUUUGAUUGUAACCAUUUUCUUGCUGGUUUGAUGCAAUUAUGUAUGUGUAGUAAUAGUAGUAUUUUGAUGGAAUAAUGGUGUAAUUAUAAAAAUGUGACCAUGUCAUAAUGUAAACAUUGUACAUUUAGUGGAUAGUGAACAAAUUUUUCUUUCUAUAAAUGAAGUAAUGGCUUUGAUAUAGUGUAAAAUUCAUAAUUGUGUAAUAUGUGUAAAGAAAAACAAAGGUUGUACUAUUUUUUCCUCUUCCUUGUGUUGUUGUUAUUGUUAUUGCUAUGCUCUAUUAUGUCAGUCAAGUACUCAGUGAUUGCUUGUAUGUUGUUGGUACAAUGCACCCUGGCACCAGAGGAAAAUAAGAAUUUAUUGUCAGCUGCGCGCAUGAAGGCUUUUAUUGCUUUUGACAAUACACAGCUGUUUAAGCCUUCUUGCGGGCAUCUGACGCAAUGUACAAAUAUUUUCUUGCUACGGACGCUUACUUCUUUUAAAGAUGUAGGCAUUGGCAUUUCUUUGGUAUUCAAGAUGCGUUCCUGCUUAAAAAAUUGAACAACAUUUUGUAGAACUCUAGGUGUAUUCAUUUCCACAAUUUAUAUGGUUCAGUUGUACAUUGUUCAUUUGCUUUUGCAUCUCAUGUAAUGGCUUAAUGUGAAAUAUGCUAUAAAAAAGUUAUGAUUAUGUAUCUCAAGAUAUAAUUUAUGUUGAAAAUCGGUUGUAUGCUGCUUGUAAUAUUUCCUAUUAUUUUUGUUCUUGCUAUCUUAUCAAUAUAUUAGCUACAGCGAUAAAAGCAGUUUGGAUGGUUCUGCACUUUUGAUAUUUUUCAGAAGAAAAAAUUGAGAACUGUAGAAUAGAAUUGUUGCCAAUUAGGAUAGUUUAAUUUUUUGUCAUUCUCCAUUCAUUGGUUUAUUUACAGCAAUGCUAGAAUUUUUUGCGACUUGGUUGAAAACAAAAUAGUCAUGACAUUCCUACAAUUAUCUUUGUAUUUUUCUUCCCUUUUUUGGAGCUUUUUUGUUUGUUUGUAAAAUUUGUGCCAGGAUAGAUCCAAUAAAACAUUGUGUGAAUGUGAA
This is a messenger RNA of Strongylocentrotus purpuratus (purple sea urchin), 7091 nucleotides long. Its product is annotated as lethal(2) giant larvae protein homolog 2. Gene Ontology annotation, cellular component: cytoplasm; cortical actin cytoskeleton; plasma membrane. Gene Ontology annotation, biological process: regulation of protein secretion; establishment of spindle orientation; cortical actin cytoskeleton organization. The record is from RefSeq and is a predicted model, not a curated record. NCBI's taxonomy places the organism in Eukaryota, Metazoa, Echinodermata, Echinoidea, Camarodonta, Strongylocentrotidae. Gene Ontology annotation, molecular function: myosin II binding; syntaxin binding; GTPase activator activity. The transcript is spliced from 26 exons. Bases 301 to 3753 code for a protein of 1150 amino acids.